AUGAAACAUUUUGAAAGCAACUGUAAGCAAAAGCUUAAUUCCAUCGGAAUUGAAGAGGGAAAACAGCAAAAAUUUUUCCUCGGAAAGGUUUUCGGAGAAUUGAACGAAAACAACGGAAUUGUGGAUGGUGAGAAUAAAAGCGAUGUUAAAAGUAGGCUGAAAAAGUGCAAACUUGAACUUGAUGACAAAGAAAUCCAUCUCCUGCAAAAGAAUGAGAAUUACGUUCCGAAGUUUUCCCAGUACAUUGAGGAUAGACAAGACAUUAUAAGUAAGUCAAUGAGCUUAAAAGCGAGACGCGAAGCACAUAUGCCAGUUGAUGAGAAAGGAACACCUCUCCGCCCUUACACCAACUCAUCAGAAUCCAUGAACAAUGUCAUGUCACAAGCAAAGAACGAUUUCCUGAGAUACAAUAACAAAGGCAAAAACGAGAACCUUUCCAAGCUUGAAUUUGCAAGGCACGUAUUUGAAGAAAUCCACGAAAGAGAGAUGCGAGAACUAAAAUUGGCUUUAUGUGGUUUAAGUAAUGAAUACAGGCUCAACAAGACUGCAGAACACCUUCAAGUGCCCAUCGAUACCUGGUUCGAUUGGAGCGAAUACCAGAGAAAAGACUACGUCGCUAAGUUCAAUGCCAUGUCAGUUGACGAUGCUAUACAAGGUAAAGCUAUCAGGGUGGCGCAAGACCUGAAGGAAAUUGGAAAGUCCAAUGAAUACAAGGAGAUGUCCGCAGAUGUAGCCGUGGUGUUAAAAGAAAAUAAAAAGUACAAGAAUGAAUUAGUGACUGCUGUGGUGGAGGGAGCCCUAGAAUUACUUAACCAUCCUACAGCGAUUUCGAAAAAGGCGACCAUCGACCUCUCGAAAAACCAAAGGUAUGAAGUCGCCUCUAAGAAAUCAAAACACGGAGAAUUAGAGUGCACUGUUAACACGAGCCACGUGUCCUGCCGCUGCGCAAGUUACAAGUAUGACAGUGUAUGCAAGCAUUCAAUUGCUGUGGCAGAGAAAGUCGGAAUUCUAGAGCAGCACUUGAAACAUAUAACAAAAGCAUCAAGGAUACCCGGGUCUGGAAGAAGAUCAAGCUUGGUUGAGGCCAACGUGAAUAAAAACGUGGCAGGAAAGAAAGGGGCUAAAAGUAAGUACCCAUACCGACCUCCACGUUCAGAAACGCAAUAACGCAAUAACGCAAUCUCUGCUUGUUUCUAUCAGGAAAAAAGAUAAACUCUAUAAGCAGUUCAUUAAUUCUAGGGACUCAACUACUGAGUUAAAAUACAAACGCUAUCGGAACAAACUGAAUCAUCUUAUAAAAAUUGCUAAACGAAAGUACUAUGAUACAAAAUUUGAGAAGGCUAAAAAUAACCUGAAAGAAACUUGGAAACUAAUCAAUGAUGUAAUCAACAAACCGAGCAGAAAAGCAGCUCUGCCAAAUUCCUUUUUCUCUGAUGGAAAACUGUUAAAUGAUCCACAAGAAAUAGCUAACUGCUUUUGUAAGUUCUUCACCAACAUAGGUCCGAAUUUAGCAAGGAAAAUUCCAGACACACAAGUAUCUUUUCGUAGUUUUCUUGGCGCUUCUGUUAAUGAGUCGCUUAUCUUAAAUCCAACUAAUAUUUCGGAACUAAAUCAAAUAUGCAACUCUUUUAAAUCUGGAAAGUCGCCUGGAUAUGAUAACGUUUCAAUGGAUAUAAUAAAAAGCACCUUUGAUCUCAUUUCUCAGCCUUUGGCCAAUGUAAUCAAUUUGUCUCUUAUUAAAGGAGUAUUUCCUGAUGAACUGAAAAUUGCUAAACUGAUUCCGGUAUUUAAAGCUGGUGAUUCCCAGUAUUUCACUAACUACCGUCCAAUUUCGCUUCUUUCUAAUUUUUCUAAAUUCUUUGAAAGAGUUAUGCACAAUCGUAUUACAAAUUUUUAGAUCGUUUAGAUAUCUUAUACUGUUGCCAAUUUGGAUUUCGUAAAAAUAUUCUACAGCGCUGUCUUUAAUUCAUCUUAUUAAUAAAAUUGCAACUGCUAUUGACAGAAGCGAAUAUACAGUUGGCAUAUUCUUAGACUUAUCAAAAGCAUUUGAUACUUUAGACCAUCAAAUACUCUUGUCUAAGCUUGAGCAUUAUGGGAUUCAUGGGCUAGCACUUAGCUGGUUGAAAAGCUAUUUGUCAAAUCGCGUGCAGUUUGUCCAGUACAAAGAGACUUGUUCUAUUAGGCUGACUCUGAGCUGUGGAGUCCCUCAAGGUUCUAUAUUAGGACCAUUAUUGUUUGUUUUGUAUAUCAAUGACCUCCCUUGUGCUACUCGUCUUGCUGAAACUAUGCUUUUUGCAGAUGAUACUAGUGUGUUUUAUUCUAAUCCCGAUUUAAAUUGUGCUAUUUCUGCCGUAAAUAAUGAUUUAUCUCAAAUUGAUUUUUUUAUGAAAGCAAAUAAGCUCUCUGUUAACAUAACGAAAACUAAUUAUAUCAUUUUUUGCAGCAAGGCAAAAACCAGUCGGCUUCCCAAUAAAUCCUGUCUUGUACGAUGAGGUUUUAUUAAAACAAGUAAAGGUAGUUAAAUUUUUAGGGUUUUUAUCGACGAGCAUCUAACGUGGAAGCCGCAUAUUACUUAUAUAUGUAAGAAAAUUUCAAAAUCUAUUGGCGUCAUGUUUAGGUCUCGUUUCUUUCUUUCUGAAACAACAAAAAAAAGUCUCUUUAUUAUACCUUAAUUUAUCCUUAUUUAACAUAUUGUACCACAGUUUGGUCCUCCACUUAUGUAACAAACCUUAAUAGAAUUUUUCUUCUACAAAAGCGAGCAGUACGAAUUAUUACAAAUGCAGAUUUUCGCGCGCACUCUGAACCAUUAUUUUUCCGUUUAAAGAUUUUGGACAUAUACAACAUUAAUUCAUUCUAUACUGCACAAUUUAUGUUUUCAUAUUAUCAUCAAUUACUGCCACCGCUUUUUUCGAACCUUUUUGUUACUAGUAGCAAUAUUCAUAAUUAUAAUACUAGAAGUUCCUCGCAUUUCCGUUCUCAUGCCUGCCGAACUAACACCAAACAAUUUUCUAUUUUGUUCCAAGGCCCUAAAAUUUGGAAUUCUUUACCAAACUCAGUCACUUCGAUUUUUACAUUGCAAUCGUUUAACACGAAAGUUUUUGAUUUUCUACUAUAUCGAUAAUGCGUCUUGUACUGUCCGUUGUUGUGUGUUGUUAUAGUUCUAUUGCUUAAUAUUAUUGUAACGAGGGGGCCUCCUCGUACAAGCCUUGUGGUUUUCUGAGGUCCCCUCGCCACAUCUUUGUAUAAUGUAAUGCUUGUGUAAUCUUUAUUGUGGGAAAAUAAUAAAUAAAAUAAAUAAAUAAAUAAAUAAACACCAGAACGCGCCCAGGCCCAGGAACGUUCGAAUAAUGGCUCUGGAAGAUACUUAUAUAACGAAAUCCAUCACAAUGACAAUCCUUUCGUGUUGCGCAUCCUUCCUAAGGACGCUAAAAGUUGCAGACAAUGCAAGACAGAUUUCUGCCACAGGGUACGUGUCAUUCCUAACGCUUUAGUUUUUGAACAUCUAGAACGCUACUACUUUCCGCUCAACGGAGACUGGAAGCAGAAACAAGCCUCAGCCAGAGAGGUAAUCAGGUACUACCAUGCAGAUCUGGCAUGCAUGAAGGCCCGAUUCCCGUACUUUUGCAAGGAGUACAUAGCCAUACCUCCUGAUGUUUUAGCUGUCCUUCAUGAGUCGCACAAGUCCUACUUGGUGACUCAUUUUGGCCUGCAAUUAUGA
Molecule: messenger RNA, 3718 nt
Organism: Porites lobata
Lineage: Eukaryota; Metazoa; Cnidaria; Anthozoa; Scleractinia; Poritidae
Source: the annotation of a GenBank genome assembly